Messenger RNA from Bombina bombina (fire-bellied toad), 11917 nucleotides. RefSeq names its product BCL9 like (gene BCL9L). Gene Ontology annotation, molecular function: transcription coactivator activity; beta-catenin binding. Gene Ontology annotation, cellular component: beta-catenin-TCF complex. The record is from RefSeq and is a predicted model, not a curated record. The coding region runs from base 509 to 4108 and encodes 1199 amino acids. Gene Ontology annotation, biological process: positive regulation of transcription by RNA polymerase II; negative regulation of transforming growth factor beta receptor signaling pathway; canonical Wnt signaling pathway. NCBI's taxonomy places the organism in Eukaryota, Metazoa, Chordata, Amphibia, Anura, Bombinatoridae. The transcript has 8 exons.
UACAUGUUACUUCAUGUUAUGAUAUUAUCUAUCUGCACCCCUGAUUAUAUCUAAUUUCUCACCCCACCCCCUAUUUCGCCGAGUCCCUCUUUAUCUCAGGUGUGCAGCCGGGCUGACUACUCUAGGCAGCACCUUGCGUAGGCCAGAGUGGGUAGGUGGGUGACCAGGAAGCACAUUGAGGGGGAGGCUCUUAUGACUGUGACAGCGACCGGAGGAUCCCCAAAUAUUUCUUGUGGCGGGAGCUCAGAGCAAGCAUAAGCUACGGUAAUCGCCGAGGAUUUGAUCGUACACAUAGGCCGCAGCCUCACAAGUACAGUAGGACUCAGGGUGACACUUGGGGCCUCUCCAGCCCUGGUCGGCGGAGGGGGAAGGAUGAGCGAGGCUGGUGUCUGGAGGGCGGCCGCACUCAGAAGAGGAGAAAGGUCGGGGACAUCGAGACACUAUGGCCAAAGCAGGACAAUCCUGAGGAAGGUUGUUUGACCUUUCCACUACCUUUAUCACAAAACAAAUGCACCCUGAAAGCAAAAUGACCAAUCAUGAGACGGUGUCCAACAACAGCCAAUUACAGCCGCCAAAUGUCAGCCUUGAAUCUAUGAGAAAAGGGCUACAAGAACCCAAAACCAAUCAAAUGUCCCCGAACAACUUGAGUUUAAAGAGUGGGCAAAGUCAGGUGCUGAACCUGGGAAAAGGACAAGGAGAGGAUGGGGAAGAUGUAAUUGAGAAAAGGGAGCCCCGAACCCCUUCUCUGGAACCUGAGCCUAAAGAAGAUCUGCCUCUACGUACUAAGAGAAGGUGUGUCCUGGAACCCAAGCAGCUGUAUGGUGGAGAUGAGUGGUGUUCAGGGCCUGACACAGACGAGGAAGAAAAGAGUCUUUUGCUUCCCCAAAGCUCUAAAUCUGCUGUUUCCUCUGGGAUUAAUGACUCCAGUUCUUCAAAGACCUCAAAUGGCGCAGGCCCUGGCCCACAGGGGAAUAAUGAUGGUCCUGGGGGUGAGUCCCGACCCCCUUCGCAAAUUGUUUACAUCUUCACUACAUAUUUAGCAAACAAGGCAGCAGAUGCUGUGUUGAAGUCUGAAGCUGAUUCCAUCCUGCAUUACCACCAGAAAAAUGUUCCCCGAGCCAAACUGGAUAAGAACACACUGCAGAAACCUUCAGAGUCUCCUAAUCCAAGUGGGGCUACCAAAGCUUCCAGUUUUUCACCUCCUGCUUUGCUUAAAUCUGCCCAUCAGACAACACCUUCUCCUAGCAAGCCACCUCCCUCUACUUUGCCAUGUGAUGCAGAUCCAGAGAAAGUAAACAAGGAGAUAACACCCCACCCAGUGGACAAUGGCAGUAGUCACCCAUACAGUGGACACUCCAAUUCUCCCCCACAGCCCACUGCCAAGGCAUCAGUUGAGAAUCCAGUGGAGGGAGACUCACAGCAAGGAGAUGAAAUAACACCAGACCAAAAAGUUCUUUCUAGAGAGAAGCUUGAACAUCGAGAGCGUUCUCUCCAAACUCUACAGGACAUUGAAAGGCUACUUUUGAGUAGCAGAACAACUAAUGAACCCUUACAAAAGCACACAUCAAGCUUGGGUGAUGAACCUACUCUCCCCCCACUUUCAGUGAACCCUCCAAAAUCAGUGAAGAAAUAUGAGGAACCCUUGCAGUCAAUGAUUACACAGACACAGAGGCUGGGUGGUCCCAGAACAGAAGAAGAAAUAGGUGGGCCACAGUAUGGACUUAAAAUGGGGCAACAUUUAAGUCUCAUGAUGCAUCGGUUUGGCCAUGAUAGUCUCACACCAGAGCAGGCUGCAUGGAGAAAGCUGCAGGAGGAAUAUUAUGUAGAAAAACAAAGGAAGGAGGAACGUGUGUCUAUCCCUAGCGGAUCCGCUCCAGAUUUGGUACUUAGAGGGCUGCCCCCCCUUUACCACAACAAGUCUGGGGAACAGUGGGUUGGAAACUGUUCGCCAGGAACAUUGGAGGGUCAAGAACCUAGCCUUUUGAGGUCAGGGGGUAUGACUUCUCAGGGUCCAAGGUUCCCUGCUAGAUAUGGAGCAAUGCAAAAUGUACCAAUCAACUCCAUGGGUAUCAUACAGAGGCCAGGCAGUUGGGUUGAGGAGGUACCUUCUAUGACUAGUGGACUGGGAGGAUUCUCUCAAUCUGGAAUGCCAGAUAAGGGGGGAUUAGAUCGAUUUGCAAACAAUUAUGCUCGUGAAGAGUUUUUACAACAGCAGCUUCUACAAAAGAGGCCUCUGGCCAUGCAGAGGCAGAUUUCAGUGGCCAGUGGGAAAGGAACUGAGAUGGUGGUUCCUCACCAUCAAGAAAGUUCUACGCUACUCACUGCAGACAGUGUGGGAGGCGGACCUGGCAUGGGUUUUGAUGGGUCUCAUGGCAUGGUGAACCCCAAACUUGUCCAGCAAGAAACAUUGAGAGAUUCAGACCCCAUAGGAAGAAGUGGCAACUUAAAUAUGAACAUGAGUGUUAACAUGAAUCUAAAUCUUCAAAUGGCUCCCCAUCAGCACAUACUUCAGAAGUCCAGGACCAAUGGGGGCUUGAUGGGUAUCCAGGGCAGUUUUGAAUCAGAGGAACUGAUGAGGAUAACAAGGGCCCAAAAUGGCCUUGACAAACAGGGCUUUCCUCAAGUACAGGGACCACAUCCUGGUAUUCAGCAAGAGAUGGUAAGGGAUGGGUUUGGAUCAGAGCUUAGUUCUAUUGGCGGGCCAACUAAGCUUAGCCAUAUUUCUCCAUCUUCUGCACAUGGCUCUAAUACAGAUGGCUUGGAGACAGUCCACAUGACUGCCAACAGGAGCUUUAGCCGUAGACCAAGUGAGCUGACUAUUAAUGUCAAUCAAAUAGAGUCUCCUGCAAUGAACCAUCUCAAGUCACCAAAACUUGUGCAGGUUAAUAACACUCCUCUUAUGAGCUCCUCUACUGGCAACAUGAAACCCCUCCAUAAAUCUGGUAGUCAGAUAUCUGGCCUACACAUAUCCAAUACACCUGGUUCUCCACAUGUCCUGAGCUCAUCUUUAAGUGGUUGCUCACCCAGUGGCUCCCCCAGAAGGCUGAAGUCACCUCAGAUAAACAUACCUUCUCCAGGAUGGAUCCCAUCUCCCAAAGAUGGAGCCACCUCACAGAAUCCUUUAUCCCUCAUGAUGUCACAGAUGUCUAAGUAUGCCAUGCCAAGCACCAGACCACUCUAUCACAAUGCCAUGAAAACCAUAGGCACGUCUGAUGAGGACCUUCUUUCAGAGCGCAUGUUUCUACAAGCUGUCAGCCAGCAGGGUCCUAGGAUGCCACCCAUCUCUAUGCACUUUAACCUGUCCCCUUCACAGAACUCCAUCCUUUCUGGACAGCCAUCUCUUUCUCAUGACCCUCUUUCCUCUCUCCUCAAAUCACCUGGCUCCUCAAUGCAUCCCUCUGAUGGACUUCAGAACCGCCUAAUGAUUAACCAUAUGAUCCAGGAUCCUUCCUGUCCAGGUCCAGGAACUCAAAUGAUGUCUUCCAACCAGCUAGUCUUCCCAACAGACUUGCAGCCAGGGCUACAACACAACUCUUCCAUGUCACAAGGAGGAGGUUCCUUUCAACAGCAUUUUUUUGAUGAUAUGCCCACACAGACUCGUCUACCUCCAAGACCGACCGAGACCUAUGGCCCAGGAUUGUCAAUUCUUAGUGAUCCAAAUCUUGGUGGGGUCAUUAGGCCGUCAGCCAGUGGUAUCCCAGAGUUUGAUCUUUCUCGGAUCAUGCCCUCAGAAAAGCCCAGCAGUACUCUUCAGUAUUUUCCCAAGGCAGGUAUCGAAAAUGCAAAACCACAUUCAACCAACAUGCACCUAUUAGGCCUGCAGAAUAUGAUGAUGGAUCAGCAUCAGGGUCGUCUUCCUCGGUCACAAAGAUCCUUGCCUGCAAUAGAUAGAUCACAGAUUUUGUCCCCAUCUCAAAUAUUACAAGAGAACAUCAUGCUCAUGAAACAGCGUAGUAUGUCAGGGGAAGUGUACUCUCAGAACAGCCGUGUACUAUCUCAACAGGAGCAACUGUAUGGGCAGCAAAAUAUGACAGUUGGGCACCACAUGAGACCGCAAAAUCUGUCCUUGGACUCUAAUAUUUCAGGACCCGGACACUUGCCAUUCUAACUGAAGGGGCCAGCUCCAACCUCCACUUGCAAUCCUUUUAUUUCUUUUGCUUAACCCUCUGAUCAGCAUCUCAGCAAGGUGUGUUUUAUUUAGGAAUCAAAUUACUUUCCCAUGCACCAAUUUUAAAUUCCUCUUUCCUGAUACUAAAACAGACCAUUUUAUGUUGACCGUUCUACCUGACACAUCUGGCAGUAUCCGACAACCAUCACCUUACAGUUCCAGUUUACAUUAGUAUAUUAUUAUUUUUUUCCGCCUGGCACAGACAGGCACUCAUAAUCAGAAUCUGCUUCUGCCACCUCUCCCUGCACCAAAGGCCUAGUAAUUGCUCACCAUUAUUUGCUAACAAAUACUGCUAUUCUCUCCUUCCUAUUCUUGGUACAGCUGCUCCUGCUAGGCUCUACCAACAAUGACAGUUGUUUCACCAGUUUUGUUCUUUACAUCUAGCGAUUUAUAUUCAUUUUCACUCUGUUCUCUAUUGUUUCCAUGCUUAGGUUUUUUUUGUGUUUUUUUUUUUUUUUGCAUGACCAUAUCUUUUCAUCUUUCAUUAAAACCAAAUUCUCAAAAACUCAUCUGCAUCAGGGACGUGCAGGCAGGGAAGGCAGAUAUUCACCUGUCAUGAAAAGAAAAUAAUGUUAAAAUAAAAUUAAAAAAACUUACCAAAUUUUCUGACCUUAGCUGCAAAUACAUGGAGAGAGACAGCCCUUCGAUUGCGCAACAACAUAGGUGAUGUAUGGAGUGUGUACCUGAGUCUUUUUAUGUAAGUGUCUGUGAGUGUUUUUGAGUCUUUGAAUGUGUGUGUGUGUGUGUCUCAGGAGGGUUUCUGUGUGUCUGAGUUUUAUUUGUGUGUGUGUGUGAGUAUUUCUGAAUGUCUGUUAGUGAGUACAUGUUUCUGUGUGUCUCUGUAUUUCUGUGAGUGUGUGUGCUUUUUAAUGUCUUUGUUUCUUUCUAAUGACACAGUGAGUCCACGGAUCAUCAUAAUUACUGUUAGGAAUAUCACUCCUGACCAGCAGGAGGAGGCAAAGAGCACCACAGCAAAGCUGUUAAAAACCACUCCCUUACCCACAAUCCUUAGUCAUUCUCUUUGCCUGUAUCAGUUGCAAGGAGGUGGUAAAGUUAGGUGUCUGACAGAAUUUGUUCAAUCAAGAGUUUAUUUUCAAAGCAGAACUGGCUGUCCCGAUCUUUGCUGGGGUUUAGCCGUUGUCCAUGUCAGUCUCUUCAGUAGAGCAGUGGUGGCUUUUAAGCAACUGGGAAUUUGUGGGGUAUAAUCCCUGCUGCGUCUCCCAAACAGUUAUUGCUGCCCUAUCUUGAAAGCAUGAGUAAGUUUAUUCAGUCUUUCUUUUUUCCACAGGUCCAUGUGAGGAAGGAGACCAUCUCAAACCGAGUGAGCUGUCCUGCUGCCAGGCAGAUCUACAUUGAGGUAAGUGCUGGAUUUAAAUUCUGAUAGAAGAAAGGAAAUUUAAGGCACUUUAACAUUUCUGUUUGGGACAUUUAUACAUUUGAUCCUAUUAUGGGUUAAUGGGAUGUGUAGGCUCAGUAGUGUUUUGUGUCCGGUGUGUUCCGGACAGGAUACUCCAGUUAAAUCUUGAUGAUUUUUUUUCGUUUUCCUGUUUUUAUUACCCCUCUUAAGUUCCUGAAUUGAACAGUUAAAUUUAAUUGUUCAUGUCAGGAGACCAUUAGAGCGAUAUGGCGCCUUUCCUAAGGGGCUGCGUGGAGGUGUUUGUGUAACAUUCUAAGCACACAUUGGGGUUAACUUUGUAUUUUGUUACUCCGCUUUUAGAAGCGUUUUCAAGAGGCUGCACGAUGGUGCCACUGUCCUGCUGGGGUCAGUCAUCUGCAGGAAUUUCUUCACAAGGUUCGGAAAGCAUUUUAGAGACAUUUUAUGGACGGAGUGAAGCCCCAGUACGUUCUGUCUGUUGGUCACGCCUUCAUUGCUUUUUCGGAACGGCGCCAUUUUAGAGGAGCUGGGCAUAUAUCUGUAACUCCAUCUCGUUCUCCAGAGUGUGAAUGGAACAGAGUUGUGGUUCUGUCUCCCUUGUAUAGUUAAGGCAUAUGGAUACUAUAUCAUAUAUCUAGAUGCUUUCUUGGAGUAUAGUAGAAUCUCUCCAAUUUGGAUGUAUGCGUUACUUAGGGCAGGCUGUUAUAGGAGUAUGUUUAUACCCUAGUUCUUGUGUGUUUUAGUAUUCUCAUUUUAACAUUCAGAUAGUUUAUAUCACUUUCUAGUUUUCUGUGAUAUAGUCAUAGGAUAUGAUGAUAGGUUAAUAUGUUUCCUUUGCAAAUAAAGAUAGUAUGGGAAACAUUGGUUUAUUCUAUCAUCUGUUCCUUUGGAGAUAUAAAUUAAAAAGGAACAUUUAUAAUAUAUGUGUUACUUUUUAGGAAUAUAAAUAUAAUUGAGGAAAGUUAGAUGUUUUUAGAUGUUUGUGUCACCUUGUCAGUUGAACUUGGAAUGGUACUAUUUUAUAUGAGCCUUAUGUCUCCUAGGAUUAUGCCGUUUAGGUAAUGCCACAGCUCUAUCCUUUUAUGUCCCAAGCCUUUUUGGCGUCACAUGCAGUGCCCUGCGGUUUCUCUGAAUCUCCAGGAGGAGUAUGUUUGCUUCCAGAUUUUUGCAACUCCGGUAUAUUGGGAUAUCUUUUUUUUUUUUUUUUUUUGGUCUGGUUUUUCUUUUUUCAGAUUGUGAGGUUUCUGUUCCAUUUUUUUACUACGCUAGUUGUGAGGAGUUUUCGCCGGUAGGUUUCUGAAGGUGAAUACUCAGAUUUCGACAGUUUAAUUCCUUCAUCAUCAUAUCAUUCAGAUGUAUGCUUUAUCACCUCGUGUAUUUUUAAAGGAGGUUUUGGCUACUCGGACGACAUCGAUUCCUUUUCGUUGUCAACCUUUGAAAGUUUUCUGAAGUUUAUCAGUUAUGUUCCUUCCUAUGAGGAAGUGUUUCCAGACAUGUCUUGGAUACAGAAAAUGUCCUUUCUGGGAUUUUCCUGUUUUUCUAAUGCACAGUGUCCUGAGUAGAAGGGAGUUUUUUCAACUAGGAUCAUAGAACUCUGUUCCCUAUGUGGGUAGCUGCUCCCUAAGGAUCUAUGGAUACGUAGCUCUGGUUUCUAUUGUUCAUUUAGAACAAUGUCUUGUCUUAUUAGUCUUUAUGUGCUAGCCCACUGGGCAUUGGGGCUGACAUUUUGGUCAGCUGAGUAGCCUUUCCUGUAACUUAGGGGUAUGGUUAGGCUUAGAGUUAUGCAGUGGCAUUUUCAAUUUUUUAUGUUUCCUCCUAAUCCACACUUCUAGCGUUUCCUUUUCAAGGAUGAGACCUUGUUUGGAUUCUGUCUGGCAGAAUUAGCCUCUGUCUGUAUGGGGUUUUUCUUGCACACAUCAGGAGAGUAAGACUAAGGGGAAAGUUUUUUCCUUUUUUCCUCUUUAUGCAGUGUCUGUCCUGUUUUUGGAGUCCAAUCUAAGUUUCCCUCCAAAGGGCAGAUUUCUCCUUUUCAGUAUCUGCAUUCCAGGUAGGAUGAGAGACUUUGUUUGAAAGCCUUUCUCUCUGCGGGUGAUAGUUCCAGUCUGGGAACGGGAUCUAUGUUUUUACCUCGUUUCCUUAGGUUCUGACCUUCAAUGUAGUAUUUAUUUUUUUGCUUCCAGAGGGCCUAUUCAGUCUACUCAUAGACCUGAAGGAUGUGUAUUUAUUGUCCCUGUGAUCGGGAUCUUCUCAAGUGAGGACUUUUGGUCCUGGGGUAGUGCAAGGGUGUUUUUCUGGACAAUAUAGGUUCAGGUGUCGUCCUUCCUUUGAAUAAGCUCUCUUUCAAGAGAUCUUGUCCAAUCUACUUUUCCAUGGAGGGGAAUUGUGUCUGGGGGAGAGCUCCCUUGUUCCAUUUUUAAGGGUGUUUUUUUUUGGGACCUUUUUUUGGUCUCUAUCUUGAAGUUUUUCUAACAGAGGUUAGACAAUCAAGGAUUUUUCCCUCCCCGCAGUAUCCUGUCCGACCAACAGCAAGGGCUACUGGUACAGUAAAUAGAGCUAUCUUGCUACCAGAGGUGGGAGUUUGGAUCUAACUGCAGUUGGUUUUUCCUUCAGUUUUUUUCGGUAGAAGGGAAUUGAUCUGAUGAUUCAGUGGUCAUCAUUCCUUGUUGCUAUUUUUAUAUGGGGAGAUCUGUCUCAGAGGAUAGAUUUAGAUCAGUCGACUAGAGACUUUCUCCCGUAGUGGUUUUUCAGGAGUAUCUGUCUCAGGGCGUGUGUUUCUUGAGACAUUCCUGGGUUGUGUGACCACGGACGUCAACCUGCUGAGCUGGGAAGCAGUCUGGUAAUUGCUUUUAGGUGCUGGGAGGAUGCACUAGAAGUGUCUGCUUUCCUUCUUAUUAUAUUGGAUUGGAGAGUAAUUUUCAAUGCUCUGAAUUGGUCUUGGUCGUCCUUAGUUUGGUUCUAUUUGGAUGAUAUCACCUGUAUGGUUUUCUUUAUUCUCCAGGAAGGAACUAGGCGUUCCUUAGCUAUGUAGGAGGUGACUGGAGUGGGUUCUGAUGGCGUCUCCACUAAAUGUCAAGCUUCUAGGGUACGGUUCUAGGUCCAGGGAUCCUCAGACCGUCCUGAUAGAUGCUUUGGCGGUCCGUUGGGAUUUCAGACUUUUUUACCUGGUUUAUUUGUUUGCUCUCUUCCAAGAGUCAUUGCUUGUAUCACUUUGUAGCGAGUGUUGGUGUUUCUACUAGCCCCUGCGUGGCCUUGCAGGGUCUGGUGUACAGACCUAGGGGAGAUGUUGUCUCUCUCCCAUCUUGGAGGCUGCCUCUGAGGAAUAACCUUCUGAAUCAGGGUCUCUUCCUUCUUCCAGGUCUUUUUCUUUUAUGCUUGGAGAUUGAAGGCUUAGUUCUUCUAAACAUGUUUUUUUUCUGAAGUUGGUCAUUGAGCCUAUGGUUCGAGUUCUCAGAACAGUUUUUAGAAGGAUGAUCAUAAAUAUCCUUUUUGAGUGUGAGUCCAUGGAUGUCUCCUGGAAUAGUCCGGAUUCCUUUCAUUUUCUCCGUUCUCCGGGAGGGUCUGGAGAAGGGUUUGUCAGCAAUUUUGGAGUUUUGGUUGCAUUGUCUAUUUUGCCACAUAGCGUCUGGCGGUCAUUCCAGCUGGGCAAUUUAUCAGGCUCUGGUCAGUAUUAGGCCUGUGUUUAAGUUGGUUACUUUUGGGGUCUUAACCUGGUUCUUAAGGUUUUGCAGCAGGCUCCCUUUGAACCAAUGCAUUCUUCAAUUUCUUGGAAGGUUUGUUUCUUGUUGAUUUUUCUUCUGCUAGGAGAGUAUCAGAACUCUCAGCUUUGCAGUGUGACUUCUCUUGUCUUUUGGGAUAAUAAGGUGGGGUUUCGUAUUAAGUAGGUUUUCUUUCCUUAAGGAUGUUUCGGACAGGAAUUUUAUUCAGGAAAUUAUUGUUCCUUCUCUAUGUCCUAAUCCUUCUUCUCAUUUGGAUCGUUUGUUACACAUUUCUGGAUGUUGUGAGUGAUUUGAGAUUCUUCUUGCAGGAGACUGAGGUUUUUCGCCGGUAUUCUGUCUCUUUUGUUUGUUUCUCUGGGAUACACAAGGAUCAGAAAGCUUGAGAAGUAUUCUUAAUUUGUUUUAUGAGACUGCUGGACUGCAGCUUCCUGAGAGACUUACAGCUCAUUAUCCGAGGGCUGUUUCUUCUUCUUGGGCUUCCUAAAAUGGAGUUUCUGUGGAACAGAUUUGUAAGACUGCCACUUGGUCAUCUUUACAUACUUUUUCUAAAAAUGUUAUGUUUUGAUACUUUUGCUUCGGUUGAGGCUUCUUUUGGGAGAGAAGUUCUUCAAGCAGUGGUGCCUUCUGUUUAGGUUUACUGUUUUGUCCCUCCCUUAUCAUCCGUGUCCUCUGGCUUGGGUAUUGGUUCCCAACAGUAAUUAUGAUGAUCCGUGGACUCACCGUGUCAUUAGAAAGAAAACAUAAUUUAUGCUUACCUGAUAUAUGUAUUUAUUUCUUGACACGGUGUGUUUUUUCAUAAACCUCAGGCACCUCUGCAACUUAUAUUACUUCCUUUCUCCUUUCCUUUUGGUUGAAUGACUGGGGAUUUUGGGUAAGGGAGUGGUUUUUAACAGCUUUGCUGUGGUGCUUUUUGCCGCCUCCUGCUGGUCAGGAGUGAUAUUCCUAACAGUAAUUAUGAUGAUCCGUGGACUCACCAUGUCAAGAAAUAAAUUUAUCAGGUAAGCAUAAAUUAUGUUUUUUUGUGAGUGUUUCUGCAGACUUUUCAAUACCCAACAAUUGCACCUCUAUUGGGUUCACGUGUGUUUAUCUGGUGGCUCUGAUACUAGCCAGUGCCUCACCAGCCACUGACCUGCAUGGAGUGAAACCAUUUUGCAGACUUCAAAGGGGUAGACCUUGUUGCAUUCUAGGAGAAGAAGGGCUAACUCUGGAUGUCUCAGCUAGCUUUGAUCUGCCUCCCACAAAAAAAUAAUGAUGCUGUCUCUAAUGCAGAAUCUCAUAGGGAAGAGAGUGAAGUUAUCAUGGGAACAACCAGCAAUUCUAAGAUUUAUUUUAAGCAAAUACAAAUUAAACUGCAGUGUCUUUAGUGUAUUUUUGCUUCUAGUAAUAAGUUCAGUAUGUAUUUAAAGACAACCUUACCAGCAUACUGUUUGCCCAAGGAACCCCCUGUCCAGCCCACUAACUGAGACGUGUGAGUCAUUUUACAUUGAUACAAUACAAACAUCAAUUUUAGGGCUAGAUUACAAGUGGAGCGCUAUUUUUAACGUGUGCCUGUAAAAAAAUCAAAUUUGCCCGUUUACCGGCACAUGUUAAAUAACCAGCCAAUACAAGUGGCUGGUUAAUAAUCCCACAAGCUUGCGGGGCAUUUUGCGCCAACCGCAAUUAACAAGAGGUCAGACAUCUGAUUAAUAAAUAAAAAGUUGCCUCCCAAAUAAAGUGGACAGUUCCUUAAAAUAAAGAAAAAAUAUAAGAAUUUGUAUUUAUUUUUGUAAAAAAAAAAAAAAAAACUGCAUGAAGCAGUUAUAAGGGGUUAGAUGGCACUGAAAUUGCCUUUACAUAGAGGUGAAUGGGAGACUGUUUAUAUGCUUAUAUACAUGUAUAUUCAUGUGUUAAUGUGUACUUUUAAUCUGAUUUUUAAACUGCUUAUUUGAUUGAGCACUAUAUUGUUAUGUACAUGCCUUCACCUACAGACGUAUAGGGAACCAUCUAUAGCAAGAUACACAAUCCUCAAGGUAACAUUUCCCUUUCUAGAAUUCUGUGAAGAAUCUUGUAGUGCUGAUAGAAUUUUUAGAUAAUCUCUCUCGAGUGGGGAGCUUUUGAGAAUUGAACCAUUUAUACCAACUCCAUCUUUCCAUCUUGUUUUUAAGUACUCUGUAUUCUCGACUGCCAACAUCUGUGACUUUUUUAACUUACGAUUAAGCUUCCCCUUCCCAGCAUUUCUUUGCUUAUUAUGGUUGGUUUAUUACACCCCCUUCUUGCCAUUUUUUUUACCACUGUUACCCUCUAAUCUCGGUUUCCCACAUGUUUUUCCUGCCUCUGAUCUCUGUUCCAGUCUGUUAAAAGAGCUGUGGAAUUUCACGUUCACAAGCAAUAAAAUCUACUGGCGAACUAAAUUUAAACAUGAAUAAUGGUUUCUCAUAUUUUUGCAUAUAGAAAACCAAUUGCUAGUUGAGUUUCAAUCCAUCACAACAAUCAACAAUUUUCUUUAAACCUUUGGAGCUAACUUGACCUUACAUUCAUGAUAAUCCAUUUGUCCUGUUUCAUAAAUCUUUUAUUGGCUUUCCGUGCAUUUUUUUAAAUUAGGAAACAUGUUGAGACAUAAAAUAUGAUGAUCUGUAUGUUUUUAUCAUGAAUUUAAUUAAAAGGAUAUUAAACACAAAA